AUGGCUUCCAUUGACGACAGUAUUUUCAGCGAUCCCCCAGCAGCUACAACAAAGCAUUUAAUAGCUGAACGUCUCUGGGGCCCCCAACCCAUCGUCCAGCAAUUCUCAAACGGUGUACGCUCCUAUGAGAUUGAGCUCGAUGCCUACUUCCGCUUCUACAUUGCUUCCUGCGCUCGCACUUUGCAUUAUAGCGGAGGCCAUAUGUCAGUUCAAACGCACCGGCAGCUUAUGGAUAUAGCCCAGCAGCUGCGCAGUGGCUGCUCUCGUGAUACCAUACGCAAUUCUAUAUCACCCCCAGACUCCCUUUAUCAGGCUGACGCAACAAUCGAUUUGGCGGCGCAGCUCUUGCUGAUGUUGAACUUUAGAAGUCCCCCAUACGCCAUCUCGGGGACCGAGAAAGUCUUAUGGGCUGAGGGUGCUCUUGAAAGCUCAAUCCAGCAACACUUCUCCCCCGAACAGGCGCUCAUUGAUACGGCCGUCACUUUGGACGCUGAGUUCACAGGAUACAACAUUGAGAAGGUUGCGGGUAUUGAAAUAUUUUGGACAGAUAACCUUGCUGAUCACCUACGCUUAAUCGAAGGGGAGACAAAGGUAGCCAUAUUUCAUCACGUCACCUUUCUCGAGUGUCAAAAGCAGUAA
Molecule: messenger RNA, 639 nt
Organism: Aspergillus lentulus
Lineage: Eukaryota; Fungi; Ascomycota; Eurotiomycetes; Eurotiales; Aspergillaceae
Source: RefSeq, a predicted model, not a curated record